AUGGUAUCUAAAGCUUUAAAGGCAAUAACCAUGAAACUUGAAUUGCACCUGAACAUCUAUUGGGAGCCAAUUUAUUUUUUUUCUUUGAAGGUUGAGCUCCGAGACAAUGAGAUUGAACGUUUAGGACUCGCACUAGAUGGCGGCCGUUCUCAUGAUGUAAUCUCUCUGGAAGCCAAAAGCAGAAGUAAUGAAAAAAUUAUUGAUCACUUGAAUUUGCAGGUUGAAUUUCUACAGCAAACAAACAAAGACCUUGAAAAGCGCAUAGAAGAUCUUUUGGAUAGCAGGCAAAAUAUGACCAGUGAGGUGGCUCAUUUAAGCAAUAAAAAUGAAGAACUGUGUCAAGAAUUGACUGAAAUUGAUCACUUGGCCCAACAGUUGGAGAGGCAUAAAGAAAUUGUGCUUGAAACGGCAGAUAAAGAAAUUGGAGAGGCGAAGGUAGGAAAAUUUCGGGAAUUACUAGAACAUCAAGAAUAUGUUCCAAUUACUUGA
Molecule: messenger RNA, 489 nt
Organism: Thamnophis sirtalis
Lineage: Eukaryota; Metazoa; Chordata; Lepidosauria; Squamata; Natricidae
Source: RefSeq, a predicted model, not a curated record